CCCCGUGCGUCCUGCCCCGCUCCGCCCUGAGUCCCGCCCAGCCUUGCGUCCCAUCCCCAGUCCCGAAUUGCUCUGCCGGGUGCACUCUGAUCGGCCUCGACCCGUCUGGCACAGCGUAUGCGAUCAGCCUGAGCCCCGUGGGCGCGAUCCCUGGCCGGCCGGGCAGAUGCUGGGCGUGAUGGCCCACCUUGCCCUCGCCCCGGUAACGCGGCAGGUCAGCGGCCGCGCCGCCUCGGCCGCAGUCCCUAGCGGCCCCGAGCGCGGGCAGCCCCUGGCCGCAACAGUGGCCGAGCUGUCUGUGCUGGACGCCUCCGGGAGGCAGGUGCCGUUCGGCGCGCUGUUUCGGGAGCGCCGGGUUAUCGUGGUCUUCGUGAGGCAUUUCCUGUGUUACAUCUGCAAGGAAUACGUAGAAGAUCUGGCCAAAAUCCCCAAGAGUUUCUUACAAGAAGCAAAUGUCACCCUUAUAGUGAUUGGACAGUCAUCCUACCAUCAUAUUGAGCCUUUCUGCAAACUGACUGGGUAUUCUCAUGAAAUCUAUGUUGAUCCUGAGAGAGAAAUUUAUAAAAAAUUAGGAAUGAAAAGAGGUGAAGAAAUUGCCCCUUCAGGAAAGAGUCCCCAUAUAAAAUCAAAUGUACUCUCGGGAAGCAUUCAGAGCCUGUGGAGGGCAGUGACUGGCCCUCUUUUUGAUUUUCAAGGAGACCCUGCUCAGCAAGGUGGAACCCUCAUUUUAGGUCCAGGUAACAACAUCCAUUUUAUACACCGUGAUAGAAAUAGGUUGGAUCACAAACCCAUCAACUCUGUUUUACAGCUUGUAGGAGUUCAGCAUGUGGACUUUACAAGCAGAUCUUCAGUUAUCCAUGUGUGAUGGUGUAGACUCUUUAUCACUUUCGAAUGGACCCUUGGGAUAUGACCUGAAAUGUUCAGAUGUGGUAUCCUUGUGCAGUGUCUCACUUGUUGGCUUUUCCCAGCCUUUGAGGAGUUAUGAAAACAUAAAGAGACCACGUACUAGUUGAA
This is a messenger RNA of Herpailurus yagouaroundi (jaguarundi), 1014 nucleotides long. It is a transcript of the gene PRXL2C, whose product is annotated as peroxiredoxin like 2C. The transcript has 6 exons. Lineage: Eukaryota; Metazoa; Chordata; Mammalia; Carnivora; Felidae. The record is from RefSeq and is a predicted model, not a curated record. Bases 167 to 865 code for a protein of 232 amino acids.